AUGUCGUCUACAGUAAUUAAAGGCGCCGCAACGGUUCAGAGGAACAAAACUCCGACGAAUCCAACUAAUCGAUAUGGAUUUCACAGAGAACCUGCGAGUAAUACAGUAGACGAGGCCUCGAGUGGUAGUAAAUCACAGAAUAAUUCUGUUCGUCGUUCGCCCACGAAACCGUCAAUUAGCCCCACUGGAUUCAAGAGGCCAUCUUCUUCCAUGGCCGCCGGUUCUGCGAUGAAACUCGAAAACCAAUACAUGCUGAAGAAGAAGCGGUUCCAGCAGUUACGGAAAGAUUUACUCGAUAAACAAAAAGUCGCUCAGGAUAUCUACAACGAGAUGUCGCAGCUUCGGGAGAAGGUGAUCGCCUGCGGGGCGAAGGAUCCAGGCAAAUUGGAUGAGCUGAGGAUCGAAGUGGGGGUUACCAAACAUGUUACUACUCCGUUGGAACCGGUCACGCAGACGGAACCGGUGAUCAAGUUCGAAGAGAAGCUUGUCAUCGGUAGGAAGUUCCUCGAGAACUUGGAGAAGCAGCUGCAGGAGAUGCCGCAAAAAUCGCAGAACUUUUGUCGGGAGAUAGCGAGGAAGCAGACGGAGUUUGUAGCGUUCGUGAAUUCGCGGUUGAAGACCAACACCGAGGAAUGCGACGGAGAUAACGCGAACGCUGAGAUGACCACACAGUUGGAGGCGCACGAGAAAGAGAACGAGAUCCUGCAGACCUGUUUAGAGGAGAUGCAAUCGGCAGAAGUGAAGACGAUCGCGGAAAUAAUGAAGACUGCUCAGGAUAUGAUAGAAGAGUUCGAGAACGAUCGGGUGAAGUUAUUAGAGUCGAAAAACGUGGAAGGUCAAAAAGAGCUGCAGAGCCAGCUGGAAGCCGUCAAGGAGGAGUUGAAAUUGGAACGGGAGAGGAGCCACCAGAGCAAGGAACGUAUGCGACAGGCGGACUCGCAGCUGCAGAAGGCGCGAGUGAAAAUACGCGAGCUGGAGGCGCACGUGGAGAACGGCGAUGGAAAGAUUCAAUUGCUGCAGGGGAAUCUGAAAAGCUUAGAGACUCAGAUGAAGCAGAAGGAUAUGGCCAUGGAGUUGAAAUUAAAGGACAUGCAGAAAACGAUGAAGAGCAGCGAGAAUCUGGUCAAUAAGGUCGAAAAGCAGAGGGACAGCUUCGAGACACGGCUGAUGGAAAUAAGGGAGAAAAUGAGUUUGAAGGAAAAUGAGACAAUGAGUACAAUCAAAGAGCUAUCGGAGAAAUUGAAUGUCAUGUCUUGCACAAUUAGUGCGGAGAGACAGAAAAGGCAGCAAGCCGAGGAGGCGUUUAACGAGCUAGAGGAACGCUACAAACAACUUGAAGAGAAGAGCAACCAACUAUGCGAACUUGCAGAAAAGAACAAGGAUUUUACUAUAAUAGAGGGAAAUCAUACGGAGAAUGAUGUCCGAUUGUUCAACGAGCUACAGGAGACAAGGGCGGAAUUGGAGGUCCAGAAGCGGAUGAUAGCGCAGCUACAGACAGAAAAAGAGGAGAUCGUGACAGUGAUGCACCAAGCGGCCAGCCACGACGAGGAUGAGGAUUCAAGAGAGAAAUUGGCUGUCGAAUUGGUGACGAAAACGACCCAGCUGAAGGAGUUGAUUAUGCAGAAUUCUGAAUUGAAGAGAUUCGCAAAAAACGCCCAAGAAAAAAAUGGGACCUUAGAAAAGCAACUGAAAGAGAUUCAGGCGAGGCUACAAUCGCAAACGAAAGAGGGUGGCAAAGCUGGAUUGAACGCUUACGCCAUCGAUCUUCAACAGCAGGUUUCCGAUCUUCGCCAUAACGUGGCGGAACUGAUGCAACAGAACGUAGAUUUGGAGAAUGCACUGACGCAGAAGCAAUUAGAGCUGGAGCAGCGUGACCGUGUGAUGCGUGAACAGAGCAAGUUCCUGAAGGUUCGGGACGAGUUGCUUGACAUUCUGAAAGGCAAAGUCGAACAACAGAACGGCGAGCUGUCGAAUAGCGACGAGAACAACGAAUACAUUGAACAGAUAGCCGCGAAGACGGAGGCAAUUCAGAAGUUGUUCACGACUCUGAAGGAGAAACAGAUGCAGAUAAUGCGUCUGGAGAAGAUGGUGAAACUGAUGGAGGACCAGCAGGACCGUGCCCAAGCUCAACGCACGCGUUUGGAGAACCGUAUCGCACAGCUAGAGCUGGCUCUGCAGAGGAACAAGGAACAACGGGGUAAAGGCUUCAGCAUCCUGUAA
This is a messenger RNA of Dufourea novaeangliae, 2220 nucleotides long. Its product is annotated as golgin subfamily A member 3-like. The record is from RefSeq and is a predicted model, not a curated record. The coding region runs from base 1 to 2220 and encodes 739 amino acids. Lineage: Eukaryota; Metazoa; Arthropoda; Insecta; Hymenoptera; Halictidae. The transcript is spliced from 11 exons.